Messenger RNA from Thyridium curvatum, 1926 nucleotides. RefSeq lists its product as uncharacterized. The record is from RefSeq and is a predicted model, not a curated record. The transcript has a single exon. The coding region runs from base 1 to 1926 and encodes 641 amino acids. NCBI's taxonomy places the organism in Eukaryota, Fungi, Ascomycota, Sordariomycetes, Thyridiales, Thyridiaceae.
AUGGCCUCACCACAUUCCAGCUCGCCUACCCUCCCAAGGCUCGUCUUCAGCCAGCCUGCGAGACGCGAUGGCCCAAAAACACCUGAGCCUUUCGCGAGCGCGCCAGACGCUAGCCUCUCAUCUCCCCCUCGGCCGCGCUUCAAAUUGAAGAGGCGCAACGUUCCUCAUCUCUCUGCACCCACCCAGCAUUUCCUGGCCUCCGUCGCAGCCGCCGACGUCCCCAUACCAAGUAUCGAGGAACCCGAAAUUGCAUCCCUCGACUCUGAUAUGAUUGAUACCUAUCCUGGCAUGAGCAAUUUCCCGGAUGAUGAAGACAUGGCGCUACUCGCAAUCCGAGGACGCACCUUCUCACCUCCAAAGACUCCAGCACCGGGCAUUGUCCCAUCUCUUUCGCCGUCAAGAUAUCCGAACUGGACUAUCGACUCGUCCUUUACGAGUUCUGCCGAGUCCAGCCCGGAGCCCAGCCGGCCGUCGACAUCGCGGUCAACCCAGACCAGUGCCUCGCUCUUCAGCGGUCUGUCUCAAUUCUCUGAUGAUAGCCACUGUGUGAGUCCAGAGACGGACAACUCGGACAAGUUUGUCUGUGUGUCUUCUGACGAUGGCUUCGACGCGCUGCCCGGCCCGUCGAAGCGGUCCUCGAGAAAGGCGCCGUGGACCAAGGCUAUGAGCGCGCACUUGUGGUCCACCUACAUCCUCUACCUCCAGGACCCCAAGGUCACUCCUUUCAGGAUUGGCAAGAGUUGUGUGCCUCCUCAUGGCGUCUGCCUUCGCGUGGCUCGCGAGGCCAGGCGAAGUUGGAAAGGCGCAAGGGCAUUCGGCAACGUUGCUGCUCCGGUAGCACCAGGCACCAAGAGUGGCAGCAGUACCCCAACAGCAGAGAGCUCAGGGACGUACAUGGAAUGGCCGCAUACCUGCGCCGCUACCCGUGCUCACUUGCGAGACCUGUGCAAAUUGAAGGCGUCCACGCCUGGCGUCCGGAGCUUCCACCAUAUGUCCCGAAGCCCUACUCCAUUCACCCAGGCCGCCACCAGGCACUGGAACCGGCGCACGACGCCAGCCGGCCUCGCCUCGGCGUUCGGGACGCAGGACAUGGCGCUCUCGCUGACGGCGAGCACCUCCGAGGCAAUGCAGCCGCAGGGCCCGCUGGCUCAGCUUACCGGUUCCGGCCCGCAGUUCCCUCCAAGCUCGCCUCCACCUAUGGUGUUCACCUUCCCUGGCCCUGGCCAUGAGAGCGAGGCGUCGGCUGCCGAGCGCCGGCGCCUCGGUUCGCCCUUCACAGCAAGAAGCUAUGGACCUAGCUCAUCUGCGCCCCUCGCUGCUGUGCUGGGCUUGACUACCAACACUCGUCAGCCCCACACCGUCGGCCCUCGGCGCACUCUCCAGUCGCCUGUCCGUCUCAGCAGAUCUGGCACGCAAAAGAGGCGAUCGAAGCAAGGGCACGAGGCUCGCAAGCGUCCCAGCUUGGCUUCGGAUAUCUUUGUUGAUCCCUCGAUUGCUAUAACGACUGCACCUACGGAAGCUAGCCUCGGUCCUGCUUUCAGUUCUACGAGCACGGCUCGCAAUGACGAGCUCUUCAUCCCCAGGAGCCCGAUGGGAUCCCUCACGACUUCCUCGACAGCCCCGCAGCUUUCGACAAAGUCUCUGGCGCCCCCCGAGGUUCCUCCACCUCGGCUUGGUUCGCCCUUCCGCGGCCACGGACACAGUUCCAGCUUUAGCUUCCCGAACCGCUUCUCGCAGCCCAUCACGCUCGACAUCGAGGCGCUGGGUCGGCCCUUCUCUACUGUGCGCCAGCCUGUCGCUGCGGCCGAGACGUCCUCGCCGCCCCCGCGAACUGAUCUCGCUUCUCGUCUGGCCUACAUUGACCAGCGACUUAAGGAGUUUAGGAGCCGAGACAUCACUCGCCGGCGCUCAGAGUCGCCUCUGUGA